AUGCAGUCCACGCUGUUCGCGGCCCGACCCCGGGGCCCGGUGAGGGUGCAGGCGGUGUCGGCGCCGACGAGCGGCCGCAGCCCCGCGCAGACGGGCGCCGUGAAGCACAAGAUGACUCUGACGGAGAAGAUCCUGGCCAAGAAGUCCAACAACCAGAAGGUGUCCCCCGGCGACAACAUCUGGGUCAACGUCGACAAGCUUCUCACGCACGACGUGUGCGGGCCGGGCACGUUCGGCAUCUUCCAGAAGGAGUUCGGCCCGGACGCCAAGCUGUGGAACCCGGACGGCGUCGUCAUCAUUCCGGACCACUACAUCUUCACGGAGGACCCGCGCGCGAACCGCAACGUGGACAUCCUGCGCGACAUGGCGAAGCAGUACGGGAUCAAGUACUUCUACGACAUCACGGACCGCUCGGACUUCCGCGCGAACCCCAUGUACAAGGGGGUGUGCCAUAUUGCGUACGCCGAGGAGGGCCACGCGAAGCCCGGGGAGGUGCUCUUCGGGACGGACUCGCACACGUGCAACGCCGGGGCGUUCGGGCAGUUCGCGUCCGGCGUCGGGAACACGGACGCGGGCUUCAUUCUCGGCACGGGCAAGCUCUUGGUCAAGACGCCGCCGACGCUGCGUUUCGUGCUCGAGGGCGAGCUGCCGCCGUACAUCCUCGCGAAGGACCUCAUCCUGUACAUCAUCGGCGAGAUCACCGUCGCGGGCGCGACGUACGCGGCGAUGGAGUUCGCCGGGAGCACCAUUGCGACUCUCAACAUGGAGGAACGCAUGACGAUUUGCAACAUGGUGGUGGAGGCGGGCGGGAAGAACGGCAUCAUCGCGCCGGACCAGGUCACGUUCGACUACGUCGACAACCGCACCAGCGACCCGUACGACCCGGUCUACGCCGACGACGGCGCGUCGUACGUCCAGGAGUACGUGAUCAACGUGCAGGACCUCGUGCCGUACGUCGCCGCGCCGCACUCGCCGGACAACCGCCGCACCGCGCGCGAGUGCCAGGACAAGAAGAUCGACCGCGUGUACAUCGGCUCGUGCACCGGCGGGAAGACGGAGGACUUCAUGGCCGCCGCCAAGGUCCUCCACCGGGCCGGGCAGCAGGUCAAGGUCCCGACGUUCCUCGUCCCGGCCACGCAGCAGGUCUGGGCCGACGUGUACUCGCUCCCCGUGCCCGGCUGCGACGGGAAGACCGCGGCGCAGAUCUUCGAGGCUUCGGGGUGCGUGCCGCCGGCGGCGCCGUCGUGCGCGGCGUGCCUGGGCGGGCCGAAGGACACGUUCGCGCGGAUGAACGAGCCGGAGGUCGUCGUGUCGACCACGAACCGCAACUUCCCCGGGCGGAUGGGCCACAAGGACGGGCAGAUUUAUCUGGCGUCGCCGUACACGGCCGCGGCGUCGGCGCUCGCGGGGACCGUCGCGGACCCGCGGGACUACUUCUAG
This is a messenger RNA of Pedinophyceae sp. YPF-701, 1440 nucleotides long. The record is from the annotation of a GenBank genome assembly. Lineage: Eukaryota; Viridiplantae; Chlorophyta; Pedinophyceae.